This is a messenger RNA of Annulohypoxylon maeteangense, 747 nucleotides long. RefSeq names its product alpha/beta-hydrolase. The record is from RefSeq and is a predicted model, not a curated record. NCBI's taxonomy places the organism in Eukaryota, Fungi, Ascomycota, Sordariomycetes, Xylariales, Hypoxylaceae. The transcript has 2 exons. The coding region runs from base 1 to 747 and encodes 248 amino acids.
AUGGCAUCGCAAGAGAAACCGACGAUUCUCCUUCUCCACGGAGCAUGGCAUCUUCCGUUACACUACCGCUCCCUAAUCGACCCACUCCGGAAUAGUGGGUACACGGUCCUGGCGCCGUAUCAGGUCACGACUGGUUACGAUGACUCUAUAGACGACAAAACGCACAUCGAUGCCACUAACCAGAUCCGCGAGUACCUUCGCCCGCUCCUGGACCAGGGUCGGAAGAUAGUGGUAGUUGCGCAUAGUGCCGGUGGGAUCGUCGCAACAGGGGCUGCUGUCGGCUUGACGCUCGAAGACCGCGCGGCUCGGGGGCUCCAAGGCGGUAUCAUCAGCAUUGUGUAUAUCGCCGCGCUCGUCGAACCGCAGCAUGGCCGACCGGAUGAGCCGAUUCCGUUCCCGCCAGGUUGGACAGAUUUCAAAAAGCGGCCUGUUCCCGAGGAUCUAGCUCGGAUGCUCUUCUACGAUGAUAUAGAAGAGUCGAGGCAAAAGCAGGCUCUCCAGAUGGUUGUAUGGCAGAGUGAAAAGUCUAGUGACACCGAUAGAUUGACAACAGCAUCUGAUGUCCGGGCUCAUAAGACGUAUGUUGUGUGCAAAAAGGAUAAGAUUGUUCCGCCUGAGAAACAGUACCAGCGUGCUGCAGCUGCAGGUGCUACAAUUGUGGAACUUAACUGCGCUCACAGUCCAUUUUUGCUCGACAAGGAGACUGAGGUACUAUUGGAUGUCAUAACUAAGGCGACUCAAGUAUAG